Messenger RNA from Cotesia glomerata, 2462 nucleotides. RefSeq lists its product as uncharacterized. The transcript is spliced from 4 exons. NCBI's taxonomy places the organism in Eukaryota, Metazoa, Arthropoda, Insecta, Hymenoptera, Braconidae. The coding region runs from base 330 to 2462 and encodes 710 amino acids. The record is from RefSeq and is a predicted model, not a curated record.
UUUUUAUUUUUCAUCAUUAGAAAUCACGAUCAUGUUGUUUUUUUAUAACGUCUUCAAAACGUCUUAAAAAAUUUUUCCACUACAGCUGUAUAUUGUCCUUGGGAAAAUUUCUUCUGUAGAGAAUUUUUGUUUUGUAUUCUAUUUACUCUGUUUCCCUUGUGAACUAGCGCCACCUACAUUUUUCUUUAUAGUUAUAUUGUUUUUAUUUGUUUACAUUUUCUACAGCAUUUCUAGUGUUUCCACAAGUUAUGAUCUUGUAUAUGUGAUAAAACGAUUAAAUAUUUACAAAUUUUGCGGUCACUACAUAAAUUUAUAUAUUUAUCGAAAAUAUGGAUAAGGAAAUUCAUUUGAUCGGAAAACCCAUGCAAAAAAUUUCAGAACGUAAGUUGCCAACAGUGAAAGAGGUUAUGAGUGUUUUUUUUUAUCAGCUCAAAGUGUUAAAAUGUUCUAUCAAACAAAGUGCUAAAAAUGCAACUGAUCAAGUUAUUGAACUAUGGAAAAACAACCAGAUUCCGACUAGUGGAUCAACUAAUGUAAUACAAAAAAUUCUUCGCUAUCAUAACCGAUGGUUGAAAUUGCAAAAAUCUUUUGUGCGAAAAAAAUCAUCAGCCCAAAACAAAAAUGUAAUAAUAUUUCAGAAUGAAAUCAAAGCAUUAUUUGAUAUUGUAGAUCAUAAAUCAAUAAAACUGCUUGAUAAUGAUAUUCGUGAACUAUAUUCAAAUCAAAAAAGUGAUACCCGGAAAGAAAUUCUUUCAAAUAACCCAAAUAAAUUAAACAGUACUAUGAAUACGAUGGAAGUAGAUGAAAGUCAUUUGAAUCAACCCUCAACCAGCCAUGAGAUUGUUCGAAGUGAGGAAUCAGAGUCAUCUUCAACCCUUACAUUAAGUCAAGCUACAAAUUUCGGUUCAGAUUUAGAGUAUGUGCCUCAAAUACCGACAACACGAGCAAAAAUAAAUAUUCUAACUCCAGAGCUUAUCUCAGCACUCGACAGAGCUAAUGUUAGUAGUAGAAAUGCGAUGUUCAUUAUUGCUCCAGUUCUAUCAAGUGUUGGUGUUAAUGUAGAAGAUACAACUCUUAGUUAUCGAACAAUUCAACGAACUCGCAUGCUCUUACGAAAAGACAUUGCUAUAGGACUAAAAGAUAACUUCAAAGCUCAUGAUAAAUACGUCGUGCAUUGGGAUGGGAAAAUACUGAAUGACAUUUCUGAAUCGAAAUUUGUGGAUCGAUUACCGAUUAUUUUGACUGCUUUUGGUACUGAGCAGUUACUUGGAGUUCCAAAAAUGAAUAGUGGAUCGGCAGAAAAUCAAACAGCAACCAUCUUGUCAACGUUAAAUCAAUGGGGUAUUAUUAGUUACAUCAAGGCGAUGUGUUUUGACACGACUGCGGUUAAUACGGGAAUCCAUCAUGGUACAUGUAAAGAAAUUGAAAAGGCCUUAGGAAAAGAAUUAAUUUGGUUACCAUGUCGCCAUCAUAUUUAUGAGAUCAUUUUAAGGAGUGCAUUCGAAGUCUAUUGGCCAGUAUCAUCCGGACCAAAUGUUCCAAUAUUUGGCAGAUUCAAAAAAUUUUGGGACACAUUCGAUAAAACGAAGUAUAAAUCUGGUGUUGAAGAUAGUAUUGUUGCUAAUAUUAUUACGAAUGAAAAAAAUAAUCUAUCUUCAUUUAUUAAGCGAUACUUACAGUUAUCGCAACCCCGAGAUGACUAUAAAGAAAUAUUGGAAUUGUCAUUAAUUUUUCUGGGAGAAAUGCCACGAGAGCAAGUUUUCUUCAAGCGUCCUGGUGCAGUUCAUCAUGCAAGAUGGAUGGCAAAGGCAAUUUAUUGCCUAAAAAUGUUUAUUUUUAGAGAUGAAUUUGACCUUUCUAAGAAAGAAUUGGAUGGUCUUCGACAAUUUUGUAUUUUUAUAGUUAUGGUGUAUGUAAAAGCUUGGUUUUCAUCAACUUCUGCGACUUCUGCUGCUAAUCACGACUUAGAGUUUAUGAAAAAUUUAAUUGAGUACAGUAAAAUUAAUUCUUUAAUUUCCUCGGCUACAUGUGAAAAAAUGACUUCACAUUUAUGGUACUUAAGUGAUGAACUUGCUAUUUUAUCACUUUUUGAUGAUACCGUUCCAUUAAACAUAAAGAAGAAUAUUGUCGAAGCUGUUAAGACUCGCGAAGGUACAGAUUCUAAAGCAAGAAGAUUUAUUAUUGAUAGAAAAAAUUUACAUUUAAUUCUGCAAAAAAAUAUAAGUGACUUUGUUUCUAAGAAGUCAUUAAAACUUUUUGAGAUCUUUGAUCUGCCGUAUGAUUUUCUUGACAAAAAUAUUGAUUUAUGGUCUACUGAUGAGAGUUAUAAUGAAAAUAAAGAAUUUUUCGCACAAUUGAAAGUUGUUAAUGAUGUGGCAGAGCGAGGUGUCGCAUUAGUAAGUGAAUAUAACCAAUGCUUAACGAAAGACGAAGAGCAAUUUCAAUUUUAUUGCAAGUUUUGA